Messenger RNA from Vicugna pacos (alpaca), 2297 nucleotides. NCBI's taxonomy places the organism in Eukaryota, Metazoa, Chordata, Mammalia, Artiodactyla, Camelidae. The record is from RefSeq and is a predicted model, not a curated record.
GCCAGCCCCCGACGCCGAGGAGGCGCGCACGGUGCGCGAGGCGCUAGGCCGCUACGAGGCGGCGCUGGAGGGCGCGGUUCGCGCACUGCACGAGGACAUGCAGGGGCUGCAGCGCGGCAUGGAGCAGCGCGUGGCCGAGGCGCUGCGCCUGGCCGGGCCGCUGGCGCGCACGGUGGCCGAGCUGCAGCGCGACAGCCAGCGGCUGCAGAGGCAACUCGAGCGCUUGACGCGCCAGGUGGAGGCGCUGGGCUUGGCGACCGGGCUGACCCCCGCGCCCGGCACGCCCAGCCCUCCGCCCGCCCCAGGAGUCCCAGACCGUGCGCCCCGCCUGGGCACCGCGCGCUUCGCCAGCCACGCCACCUUCUCGCUGUCCGGCCGCGGCCAGAGUGUGGAUCACCAUGACGAAGCCAGCGAGGCGGAGAUGAGGAGAACCUCAAACUCGUACAUCGUGGAGAACGGGCACCAGCCUGGGGCAGGGAAAGUUGGAGCAGGCAUCACCUCUGGUUGGAGCAGUGAGACUUCCCCAGUAGGGGGAGAUGAGGGAGGCAGGAGUGGUCAGGGAGGCCUUCCUGGAGGAGGUCUGGGUGAUGGGCCCCCUGAAGCCGCCCAAACCAUCCCAACACCAGAGCCCCUCAAGCCUCGCCCUGUGAGUCUCUCCUUGCAGCAGCCUCACCAGCCAGUCACAGCCAUCACACGAGUCUCUGAGAAGUUCUCUGGGGAGACCUCAGCCACAGCUCUCUCGCCCACGUCUGCUGCCAUCCUGGGGGGCCUCAGCUCAAGCCCCAGCGAGGCCACCACAUCCUGGACUCCCAGUCCCAGUGAGAAGAAUUCUUCCUUCCCACGGUCUUUGUCCAGCUCUGGCUAUGGGGGGGUGACGGCCAGCAGGAAUGAUAACAGCCCACAUCGGGUGACGCCACCCCAGUCGCCCCCCUCCCUGCAGUCACCAGCCACGACUCAGGCCCAUCGGCAGGGGGAGCAUCGCCGGGAGCUGGUGCGGUCACAGACGCUGCCCCGCACCUCGGGGGCACAGGCCCGGAAGGCAUUGUUUGAGAAAUGGGAGCAGGACACAGGAGCCGGCAAGGGGAAGGGCGAGACCCGGGCAAAGCUGAAGCGCUCACAGAGCUUCGGAGUGGCCAGUGCCAGCAGCAUCAAGCAGAUUCUGCUCGAAUGGUGUCGCAGCAAGACCAUCGGCUACCAGCACGUGGACCUGCAGAACUUCUCCUCCAGCUGGAGUGACGGGAUGGCCUUCUGCGCCCUGGUGCACUCCUUCUUCCCCGACGCCUUUGACUACAGCGUCCUGAGCCCCACGCAGCGGCGGCAGAACUUCGAGCUGGCCUUCACCAUGGCCGAGAAUCUGGCCAACUGUGAGCGCCUCAUUGAGGUGGAAGACAUGAUGGUGAUGGGCCGCUAAGCCAGACCCCAUGUGUGUCUUCACUUACGUCCAGUCGCUGUACAACCACCUGCGCCGCUUUGAAUGAAGCCCCUUUGGGGCUGGAGAGCCGACCCCUGGAGGAGAUGGUGGGGCCGCCUGUGUUCCCAAGUCAGGACGCCCCCCCCCCGGAAGAGUUGCAUUCUGGUGUGAGAGCGCCGUUUGUUCUGUGCCACGUGACCGCGCUCCCCCACCUGCCCAGCUGCGUUACCGAUGGGAGGUACCACUCAGCUGCGCUCGGACUGCAGCCAUCGCAGCUCGAAGGAAAAGGAAGUAUUACCAGAGAAAGAGAGAGAAAUUGGUGCUAAGUCAUUCUCUUCCUUAAAAAAAUGCUUGCCUGUAGGUUCUGGAAGGUUGAAUCGCAGUGUUCCCUCUGCUGAACUAGAUCCAUUGGCUUCACAGGGUUGCGCUGAUUACCGAGUGUUUUUUUUUUUUUAUCAAAAUACCCAGAGUUUUCUACUUCCUCACACUAUUGUAGGUUCUCUUCCUCCCUCCCUCUGGGCCACUGCCAGGAAACAGACGUUUAAUCAGCAACUUGACAAAGACCGAAGUCUUGGGAAGAAGCCGUUUAAUCACUCCCAGGUCCUGGGCAACAGAUGACCUUUGAGUCACCUCGGCUCUCUGGGGAGAUGGAAAGGCUCUCUCCUGGUCCCAGAGCGGUCCUGUCCUUCCCAGGAGGCCCCACAAGUGUUUGGCUAAGAAUAGGCUCUCGGGAAGUUAACACUUCUAGGGAAGGACGGACAGGCCUUUGGUGCUGCAAGGUGGUUUCUCUCCACAGCUUUUUUAGGAGUUUUGCUGCAGAUAUUUAUAAAAAGUAACGCCAUCUGUACCCACUGACCGUUUGUACAUAAAAAGACGUGUCUCACUU